GCCUUAAUGCUGCUGUCUCGCUCCUCACCAGAACUGCAGCUCCAAUGCUGGACCUUCACAGCCGUCGGGACCUCACGUACAGAAAAACACUCCCAAUGUUGCAUCGGUCGGCGAUUUAUCUCCGUGGUGGCGGAUAAGGACCAACCCACGCUAAACGAAUUAGCAAAUGUCAUGAAGCAAGUAUUAGAUGUUCUCCAGGACUCGACGAUCGCAUCGAAGAGUGGCAAGGACAAUAGGUCUCGUUUCUCGGGGGUGUACAAACGAGUCGCAGAGGAGCACGACGUCGAGUUUCUCGAGCGAUACACUACUGACAUGGACCUUUUCUCUGCUGUCAGCACAUCUCUCAUUGUCACGAUGGUGUCCAAUCUCAGUCCCGACCCCAGUAAUAUCACGAAUGCCCUUUUGAAGCAACUUGUUCAAAUCGGACCGGGCAAUCUCGCUGCAGCGGGCUCCACACUCACAGACCCAGCAUCUACGUGGUUUCCGAGCGCGCCGACCUUAUGGAUCCAAACGAUCGCAUGUGCAAGCUUGUCCAUGAGUUUGCUCGCCGCGUUCUGGGUCGUACUAUGUAAGCAGUGUAUACUCUGUGCUCAUUUCACUACCCAGGCCCUGUACAUAUGGCCGGCACAUUCGCACGACGAUCUCUUCAGCAAUUAA
Messenger RNA from Suillus bovinus, 657 nucleotides. RefSeq lists its product as uncharacterized. The coding region runs from base 7 to 657 and encodes 216 amino acids. NCBI's taxonomy places the organism in Eukaryota, Fungi, Basidiomycota, Agaricomycetes, Boletales, Suillaceae. The record is from RefSeq and is a predicted model, not a curated record. The transcript has 3 exons.